CAACCCGGGGAAGGUGGAGACGGCAGGAUGGCCUGAGGAGAUGAUGUGGGCCUCAGAGGAAAGCUUCAUCAGGCAGCGGUCACUUUGCCCGUAAGACAGUGGACAAGGUGUUCUCUUGGACGCUUUCAGCGAUAGGGAAGGGAGAAGGGGUGGACCAGGGCUGAGCCCUUCAACAUGAAGGACGGUGGCUGUGGGGAAUGUGGUGGGUGAACCACCUCGAAUAAACAGCUUCUGAGCAGCAGCGAGGGCUGGCUGAGGUGGGAAGGCACGGUUUCCUGGGUGACUGAACAAGGCCCGCAUUUUGACUCUGCCCAGCAGUGCUCAGCAGUGGAAAAAGCCAGCAGCCACACGGGGACAAGGAGGGGGCCGCGGACGGGCACAGGGGACCAGGGCUGACCGGAGGUGGACGUGGUGGAAGGUACAGGCGGUGGGGGAACAGCAUAGAGGAGCAGGUCCCACUGGAGGAUCUCUGGGCUGUUCCUUUUUCCAUUUAAGGAGGUGUCGACUUUAAGAUGAAGACCAUAGAGGUAGAUGGCAUCAAAGUGCGGAUACAGAUUUGGGACACGGCGGGGCAGGAGAGAUAUCAGACCAUCACAAAGCAGUACUAUCGACGGGCCCAGGGAAUAUUUUUAGUCUACGACAUUAGCAGCGAGCGCUCUUACCAGCACAUCAUGAAGUGGGUCAGUGAUGUGGACGAGUACGCACCAGAAGGUGUCCAGAAGAUACUUAUAGGGAACAAGGCUGAUGAAGAGCAGAAACGGCAGGUGGGAAGAGAACAAGGGCAGCAGCUGGCUAGAGAGUAUGGCAUGGACUUCUACGAAACAAGUGCCUGCACCAACCUCAACAUUAAAGAGUCCUUCACGCGCCUGACGGAGCUGGUGCUGCAGGCGCACAGGAAGGAGCUGGAAGGCCUGCGGACACGUGCUGACCACGAGGUGGCCUUGGCAGAGCUGGAGGAGGAGGAAGGCAAACCCGAGGGCCCAGCAAACUCUUCCAAAACCUGCUGGUGCUGAGCAUCCUGCGUGGAGCACCCCCGCACAACCCCCCUCUCCCCGCAGGAGGCCUGCGGGCACAAGGGAGCCUGGGCCUCACCCCGCUGCCCCUCUCCUUUGGGUGACCCUGCGGCAUGUUGGCCGCUGCUCCUCCUCCCCCUGCCUGGCCCCGGGGAGCAGCCUCGCCCCC
Odocoileus virginianus texanus is the source of this 1182-nucleotide messenger RNA. It is a transcript of the gene RAB15, whose product is annotated as RAB15, member RAS oncogene family. The record is from RefSeq and is a predicted model, not a curated record. Lineage: Eukaryota; Metazoa; Chordata; Mammalia; Artiodactyla; Cervidae. Gene Ontology annotation, biological process: Rab protein signal transduction. Gene Ontology annotation, molecular function: GTPase activity; GTP binding.